Molecule: messenger RNA, 921 nt
Organism: Bacidia gigantensis
Lineage: Eukaryota; Fungi; Ascomycota; Lecanoromycetes; Lecanorales; Ramalinaceae
Exons: 2
Coding region: 1-921 (306 amino acids)
Source: RefSeq, a predicted model, not a curated record
AUGGACGAAGUCGAGCAAAGUAAUGAUGCUUUCCGAGCACGAAAGGCUCGUCUCAACAGAGGUAUCCGAAAAAUGCGCCUUGAGAGAGCGUACCUGCUCGAGAUGCUCGGCAGACGGAUGAAGAAGAAUGGAGGUAGUAUAGAUGGACUGCCCGUCUAUGACGAAGACAGCGAUGGAAGCAGCGAAGGUCCGCCAACACCAAACGGACGACCUCUUCGAAAUAAGCGAAGCCAUCGCCGUGACGACUAUCAGUCAUCGCCUCCCCCAGGCGAGUACCACACGCGCCAACAGCAGCAUUAUUAUCCCGGCCCAUACCAUCACCAUUCACAUCAUCAACAUGAAUCCCCGUACGGACCAGUGCCGAAUGGCCAUCGUCCUCCGCCUGAUUACCCACACCCUGAACACAUGAUGAUACAUCAACAACAGCAGCAACAACAUCAACACAUCCUCCCACCUCAUCAUCACAUACCCUCUCAACACCUACCACCACAUCCACAUACUGUGAUCAGCCCCGUUCCGGUUCCUAGCGCUUUCGCCAUGUUCUUCGAAAAUAAUUAUCUCUCGCAACCCCACAAGCACUCAGGAGCACGUACAGAAGAGGACCUUCUCAAUCUCGCGCGCGAGCAUUGGGAUUCCGCGAAAUUCGCCAGCCAACGAGGCAUGUAUGUAGCACAGGCGGAAAAGCAGAUGAAACUCUAUAAGGAAAAUGCGAGGGCCUACAACAUGGCUGUAGAGCAGCACCAACAAGAGCAGGGCCCACAGAUUCAUCCGAAGAGAGAAGCUGACGAAGGCGAAGACCAACCAAAUAUGGAAAAUGCGGCGCCGGCCGAUCAAACCUAUAAUCCUGAUACAGAAGAUGUGGAGAUGGCGGACACCAGUCGACCAGUGGAGGCUGCUGGUUUUCGACCCAUCAAUGAGUAA